Messenger RNA from Corticium candelabrum, 1110 nucleotides. Its product is annotated as peroxisomal biogenesis factor 3-like. Lineage: Eukaryota; Metazoa; Porifera; Homoscleromorpha; Homosclerophorida; Plakinidae. Gene Ontology annotation, biological process: protein import into peroxisome membrane. The transcript has 2 exons. Gene Ontology annotation, molecular function: protein-macromolecule adaptor activity. The record is from RefSeq and is a predicted model, not a curated record. Gene Ontology annotation, cellular component: peroxisomal membrane. The coding region runs from base 11 to 1027 and encodes 338 amino acids.
ACCAGAUAGCAUGGCUAGCUUUGUUGCUGUCUGCAAUCGACAUAAACGCAAAUUGCUUCUAUCUGGAGCGAUUUUUGUGGGAGGAUACGUUGCUUUCAAGCUUGUCAAAUGGCACUUGUCCUCUAGAGCCGCCGAGUGCGAAGCUUUCCUCAUAAACGAAGCUCGACUAGAACACCAUUUCGAGAGCAACCAGAGGACGUGUGACAUGACAGUACGUUCAUUACUACCAGCACUCAAACAGGCUCUAUACGAAAAUCUGGAUGUUGAACGGUUGAAAGUCCAGUUGAAAUCAACCAGUAGCGCCAAUGCUCUGCAACUAUGGGAGGACAUGAAGAUCACUACAGUCACUCAACUCAUCGUUUCUGUUUACACAUGCUGUUUUCUCGUCGUAUUCUUGCGUUUACAGUUAAAUAUACUCGGAGGAAAUAUGUACUUGGAUAGUUUAAACGAGGAAGGUGGAAAUGGUUUGGUCGAGGUUGAGGCGUUUAGUCAAAGCACAAGAGAUGCCGUGUGUGAUGUCUUUCGGUUAGUUAGUCUGAAGGAGCAACUCACGGUCGAGAGACUUUGGGAGCUAAUAAGUUGUGUGUGUCAAAACAUUGAGGGAACACAUGGUAGGAAGGAGGCAUCGCCAUCAAGGCUAGACAGUUUUGUUGCUUUCAUUUUGCCUGUGGACAGCAUGGAUGCAGCUUGUUCUAGUCUGUUGCAGAAUGAACAAGACGAAAUGAAGAAGCUCAAUGCAGCAACUAAAGACUUUCUGGAAAGCAACGACUUUCAUCAUGUUCUUGUACGGUGUAUUACACGUGGAUUGCAGUGUGUUGUAAAGACAUUAGAGCAACAAUUUGAUGCUAGAGAUGGUCACAAAGGUCACGUAGCCAAUGGAAGUCUUCCGUUGGCAAAAAUUCUUCCGAUAAUCACAAAUAUUGUACCGGAAUUGUUAGACGAUUCGGGACAACUUUUACAAACUGUGACUUCUCUUUCCGAGGUUCAGAAAUUUGCAGAGAAUGUUUAUGAUGCGUUUAGUAAAUAACGUGUUGACAGGCCAGCUUGCGUUCUCUUUGUAGGUAUUUUGCUGUAUUUUAAUUAAUUAAUUAGAGAAGCUUGUACACCAUA